AUGCGCAGCGAGUUACGAGAGGGGAACGGCGCCGAAACAGCACGACCAAGGAAGCUCGCACAGCUCGUAGACUGGAGCAAAUGCAACGAAACGAGUUUUAUGAAGAAGCUGAAGGCCUGCAGUAUGGCCCUGUGCAUCGAUGAACUUAAUUCGACUUUUGGCGAUGAAGCACCAUCAAAAACCACUAUAUAUCGAUGGUAUACGGAAUUCAGUCGUGGCCGUAGUUCGCUUAGUGAUGAAUUUCGUGAAGGUCGUCCAAAAUCGGUUGUUGUUCCAGAAAACAUUGAUGCUGUGCGUGAACUGAUAUUGCAAGAUCGUCAUGUGACUUAUCGUGAGAUUGAGGCAUCCUUGGGCAUUAGUGACGAAUUAUGGAUCUAUGCGUAUGAGCUCGAAAGUAAACAGCAGUCGACUGUAUGGGUCUUUCAAGAUGAGCCAAAUUCAACAAAAGUUGUUCGCGCACGAAGCACUUCGAAGCAAAUGGUUGCCUGUUUUUUCGGAAAAACCGGACAUGUGGCAACUGUACCAUUAGUGCAAUAUCGGACGGUCAAUUCUGAAUGGUACACAACCAUUUGUUUGUUAGAAGUCUUCGGAAAAAUAAGGGAAACCAACCGCCGAAGACGCACCAUUCUCCACCAGGACAAUGCGAGCUCUCACACAUCGGCUCAAACAAGAGACUUUUUGAGAACUGAAAAAGUCGAAUUGAUGGGUCAUCCGCCGUACAGCCCUGAUUUGGCACCCAAUGACUUCUUUUUAUUCCCGCAAAUCAAAAAUAAAUUACGAGGUCAACGUUUUACGACGCCUGAAGAAGCAGUUGAUGCGUUCAAAAUGCAUGUUUUGGAGGUACCUCAAUCGGAGUGGAAAAAGUGCUUCGAAAAUUGGUUCAAGCGCAUGCAAAAGUGUAUUGAUCUUCAUGGAAAAUAUUUUGAAAAACAAUAA
Molecule: messenger RNA, 936 nt
Organism: Harpegnathos saltator (Jerdon's jumping ant)
Lineage: Eukaryota; Metazoa; Arthropoda; Insecta; Hymenoptera; Formicidae
Product: histone-lysine N-methyltransferase SETMAR-like
Exons: 3
Coding region: 1-936 (311 amino acids)
Molecular function (GO): nucleic acid binding
Source: RefSeq, a predicted model, not a curated record